Molecule: messenger RNA, 3183 nt
Organism: Talaromyces rugulosus
Lineage: Eukaryota; Fungi; Ascomycota; Eurotiomycetes; Eurotiales; Trichocomaceae
Exons: 9
Coding region: 1-3183 (1060 amino acids)
Cellular component (GO): cell periphery; cell septum
Molecular function (GO): chitin synthase activity
Source: RefSeq, a predicted model, not a curated record
AUGGCCUACCAAGGCGGCGCCCACCCUGGGACCCCAGGCUCGCCGUUCAACGAGGACAACAACACCCACCGACUGAACGACCUGGGUCACAGCAACUACGGUGAAGAUGACGCUUCCCGCAGCCUCCUUAACCAGGGCCCCUUCAACGGGCCCUUUGAAGACCCUCACAGCCGCGCCGCAUCGCCCAUGCGCCCUGUCUCGCGGUAUAGUUUGACUGAAUCGUAUGCCCCCGACCCCAGCAGUGCUCCCGCCUACCACGACCCCUACAACGCUCCAGGCGAGAACCCGGCUGCUGCCUUCGGCGUGCCCGGCCGCGUGGCCUCGCCCUACUCCCGCAGCGAGACCUCGUCCACCGAGGCCUGGCGCCAGCGACAGGCUCCCACUGGCGGUCUGCGUCGUUAUGCCACCAGGAAGGUUAAGCUUGUCCAGGGCUCUGUGCUCAGUCUCGACUACCCGGUUCCCAGUGCCAUUCAGAACGCCGUUCAGGCCAGAUACCGCAAUGACCUCGAGGGUGGAAGCGAGGAAUUCACCCACAUGCGAUACACCGCCGCUACUUGCGAUCCUAACGAAUUCACCCUGCACAAUGGUUACAAUCUGCGUCCGGCCAUGUACAACCGACACACUGAGCUUUUGAUUGCCAUCACCUACUACAACGAAGACAAGACUCUGACUGCUCGAACGCUGCACGGUGCCAUGCAAAACAUCCGUGACAUUGUCAACCUGAAAAAGUCCGAGUUUUGGAACAAAGGUGGCCCUGCAUGGCAGAAGAUUGUCGUCGCUUUGGUCUUUGAUGGUAUCGAUCCUUGCGACAAGGAGACUCUUGAUGUCCUGGCCACUAUUGGUAUCUACCAGGACGGUGUCAUGAAGCGUGAUGUCGACGGAAAGGAAACCGUUGCCCACAUUUUUGAAUACACCACGCAAUUGUCCGUCACUCCCAGCCAGCAGCUGAUCCGUCCUACCGACGACGGCCCAAGCACUCUGCCUCCUGUGCAGAUGAUUUUCUGCUUGAAGCAAAAGAACAGCAAAAAGAUCAACUCGCAUCGAUGGCUGUUCAACGCCUUUGGCCGCAUUCUCAACCCUGAAAUCUGCAUUCUGCUCGAUGCUGGUACCAAGCCUGGCCCCAAGUCUCUUCUCGCUCUGUGGGAAGCUUUCUACAACGACAAGGAUCUUGGUGGUGCUUGUGGUGAAAUCCACGCCAUGUUGGGCAAAGGCUGGAAGAACUUGAUCAAUCCUCUGGUUGCAGCCCAGAAUUUCGAAUACAAGAUCUCCAAUAUUCUUGACAAGCCCUUGGAAAGUUCCUUUGGAUACGUCAGUGUGUUGCCCGGUGCCUUUUCUGCCUAUCGAUUCCGUGCCAUCAUGGGCCGUCCUUUGGAACAGUAUUUCCACGGUGAUCACACUCUUUCAAAGCAACUCGGUAAAAAGGGUAUCGAGGGUAUGAACAUUUUCAAGAAGAACAUGUUCUUGGCCGAGGAUCGUAUCUUGUGUUUCGAGCUGGUCGCCAAGGCUGGCUCCAAGUGGCAUCUUUCCUAUGUCAAGGCUUCCAAGGGUGAAACCGAUGUUCCUGAAGGAGCUCCUGAAUUCAUCUCGCAGCGUCGUCGUUGGCUGAACGGUUCUUUUGCUGCCUCUAUUUACAGUCUGAUGCACUUUGGUCGUAUGUACAAGAGUGGACACAACAUCAUUCGUAUGUUCGUCCUUCACAUUCAAUUGGUUUACAACAUCUUCAACCAGAUUAUGACUUGGUUUGCUCUCGCGUCUUAUUGGCUUACUACUACCGUUAUUAUGGAUCUUGUCGGAACUCCUGGCUCGUCAAACGGCGACAAGGGUUUCCCCUUUGGUAACUCGGCUACUCCGAUCAUCAACACUAUCAUCAAAUAUGUGUACUUGGCCGUCUUGCUGUUGCAGUUUAUUCUUGCUUUGGGUAAUCGUCCGAAGGGUUCCAAACACUCGUACAUUCUCUCAUUCAUCUUCUUCGGUAUUGUUCAGUUGUAUGUCGUUGUCGAUUCCAUGUACUUGGUCGUCCACGCUUUCACUGGCUCCGAUGCGAUGGACUUUGAUACCUCCAAUGGCCUUGGCGGUUUCCUCAAAUCGUUCUUCUCGUCCUCCGGUGCAGGUAUUAUCAUCAUUGCCCUGGCUGCUACCUUUGGUCUAUACUUUGUCGCCUCUUUCAUGUACAUGGACCCGUGGCACAUGUUCACUUCGUUCCCGGCCUAUCUCAUGAUCAUGUCCUCUUACAUCAACAUUCUCAAUGUCUACGCCUUUAGCAACUGGCACGAUGUUUCCUGGGGUACCAAGGGUUCCGACAAAGCGGACGCUUUACCAUCGGUACAAACGAAAAAAGAAGCAGACGGGAAAGGCGCAGUCAUUGAAGAAAUCGAUAAGCCCCAGGCCGAUAUCGAUAGCCAGUUCGAGGCUACCGUGAAGCGUGCCUUGACUCCUUACGUUGCUCCCGUAGAGAACGAAGAGCGCAGCUUGGAAGACUCGUACAAGAGUUUCCGUACCAAGCUUGUGACUUUCUGGAUUUUCACCAACGCCCUUCUUGCUGUCUGCAUUACUAGCGAAGCUGUCGACAAAUUUGGAUUCACCAGCCAAGCCACCGACCGUACCAGCCGCUUUUUCCAGGCCCUCCUGUGGGCUACCGCAGCGCUUGCACUGAAACAAAAACAACAACAGGCUGAAAACGCCGAAGGCGGCGCAGCCAAGAAGAAAAAGGUCACUGCUGCUCAGCUGCGUGUGCAGAGAGAUCUUCAAGAACUCUCGCUCGGCUCGACCAUGACCAUGACCUUCCCCAACCCCGACGACAUCCUGAACUUCACGCUAACCAUCGAACCUGACGAGGGCAUGUACAAAGGCGGCGCCUUCAAUUUUACGUUCAGCAUCAAUCAAAACUUCCCGCACGACCCGCCCAAGGUGAAAUGCACACAGAAGAUAUACCAUCCAAACAUCGACCUCGAGGGUAACGUGUGCCUCAACAUCCUGCGCGAGGACUGGAAGCCCGUGCUGAACUUGAACGCGGUGGUUGUCGGCAUGCAGUUUUUGUUCCUUGAGCCGAAUGCUUCGGACCCCCUGAACAAGGAUGCCGCGGAGGAUUUGAGGACGAAUCGUGAAGGGUUUAAGAAGAAUGUGCGCAAUUCGAUGACGGGUGGUAGUGUGAGGGGGGAAUCAUUUGAGCGUGUUUUGCGAUGA